AACAACGAUCUCGCAUCGAUCUUGCAUCGAUCCAAGCCGCGGCAGCCAAGACCAUCACGCCCCAACCCAGCAGUCGACAGCAAAGAAAGAAUGCCAAGUGUCAUGAGGAUGCAGCCCUUCCGACGAUGUGCUGUGGCUCGUGGUCGAUACACGGGCCGAUUCGCAGGCCAGAGCAUAGCGCAGGAUACCCUGGGUCGCAGCUAUGCCACCAAAACGAACGCGCAGGAGUAUCUGCGAUCUUCGAAUGCCAGGAACGAAUAUGUGCGUUUGGACAACCGAGCGUGUCUCGAGAUAGAAGGGCCCGAGGCCAUCAAGUUCCUGCAAGGCCUGACAACCAACCAGAUGCUCAACAUCGAACGGGGCGGCGACGGCGUGCUGGCUGCGUUCUUGUCUCCGCAGGGACGAGUGCUAUUCGAUGCCUUCAUCUAUCCAAAGAACGUCAACCAGACAUUCCCACAUCCAGCCUUCCUGGUCGAAUCGGCCGAGGCCAGCCUGCCGGGGCUGCACGCCCAUCUCAAGCGGUUUCUUCUGCGCACCAAAGCCAAAAUCACCCCGCAGUCGGACUGGCGGGUGUGGCAGGCAUGGGGCCCGCAGAGCAAGCAGCUCUGGGGCGGGACGUUUGUGCCCAAGAGCGGCAGCAGCACUCCCGCAGGCUCGGUGCUGGCCAAGAAUAGCUUUGUGGACAAUGGCCUGAAGGACUGUCGGCAUCCCGAGUUUGGAGUGCGCUUCCUGAUGAAGGGCGAUGCUGUUCCACCCCUGCCCCCCAACUUUAUCCAGGUCGCUCCUGAGGAGUACAAGAUCCGUCGACUGUUGGCCGGCAUCCCCGAAGGACCAGACGACUUUUUUCACGCUGCCUCGCUUCCCUUGGAGUCCAACUUUGACUACAUGCACGGAGUCGACUUCCGAAAGGGAUGCUAUCUCGGCCAGGAGCUCACCAUCCGUACCUACCACACCGGUGUCACGCGCAAGCGAAUCGUGCCAGUGCAGCUCUAUACCGACACGGAGAGCGCACCGGACCAACAGAGUAUCGACACCGAGUUCAAUGUGCCGCUGCCUACCACGGGGUCCGACAUUGUGCUUGUUGGCGACUCGGAAUCCAAGCCCACGCGACGGAAAGCCAGCAGCGGCGGCACAAGCGUCGGCAAGUUUUGCUCUGGCAUUCACAACGUGGGCCUGGCUCUGCUCCGACUCGACCACGUUGGGGCUCUGAAAGAUGGCCAGGAGCUCGUGUGUGAGAACGGCUUGAAGCUCAAGGCAUAUGUGCCUGAAUGGUGGCCAGCGCCCAUAGGCGAGCAGUCGUGAGUCCAAAUUGGGAUCAUCGUCGAUUACCAAGCGCCAGCCCUGGCCAGUGCCUCGGUCUACUGCCGUUGUACUUGCCGGAUACAUAUAUACUUUCCUACAGUA
Molecule: messenger RNA, 1404 nt
Organism: Polychytrium aggregatum
Lineage: Eukaryota; Fungi; Chytridiomycota; Chytridiomycetes; Polychytriales
Exons: 5
Coding region: 91-1302 (403 amino acids)
Cellular component (GO): mitochondrial matrix
Molecular function (GO): protein binding
Source: RefSeq, a predicted model, not a curated record